Molecule: messenger RNA, 308 nt
Organism: Echinops telfairi (small Madagascar hedgehog)
Lineage: Eukaryota; Metazoa; Chordata; Mammalia; Afrosoricida; Tenrecidae
Product: translation machinery-associated protein 7-like
Exons: 2
Coding region: 1-231 (76 amino acids)
Source: RefSeq, a predicted model, not a curated record
AUGUCGCCACAGCCUGGGGAAGGGGCGGCAGGCGCCAGGUCGGGCCGCGAAGGUGGCAAGAAGAAGCCCCUGAAACAAUCCAAGAAGCAGAACAAGGAGAUGGACAAGGAAGAGAAGGCUUUCAAGCCGAAACAGAAGGAAGAACAAAAGACACCGGAGGAGCUAAAGGUGAAGGCCGCGGGGAAAGGGCCCCUGGCCACAGGUGGAAUGAAGAAAUCUGGCAAAAAGUAAGCUGUUCUUGGUGGCUGAGGCAAUGGUGGCCCUUGAUUCUGUUCCUGUGUAAACAUCUGGAUUCCCUGCUAGAACAU